ACUUGGUUAGUCAUGGGAUAAGAAUUCUUUGGUUAAUCUGUAAACAAUUGGGCUUCUAGGUUUAACAUUAUUUAUGUUAGUUUUAGCUAUCAACUGAAGAUUAUUUAUAUUUUCGUGUCUCCCUAUAGGUAGAUGCUUUCCAAGAUAAAAAAUAAUUUUCUAGUGGAAGGAAGUGAAUUUAAUUUAGAAUGCAAUUCGUUCAUUUAAUGAAAGAGGUCUUGGGAAUUGCAUUUUAUUAAAAAAAUGAUUUAAGUAAGGUUUUUGAUGAUUUGAAGCGAUUUUAAAACAACCUUGAAGAGAGCUUUGUGUAGGUAAUUUUAAAAUGAUUAUAAGUAUUUUUGUUAUGGCCUCGGGAAUUGGCCUAGGAUACGAAUCCGAUCAUCAAAUCCACAAACUUCUUUCUUAGAGAACAAUAUUUGAGGCUUUGAAAAUGAUACUGUAACCGAACAAUUUAUAUUUGUCGAAUUAGCCAGUUGUAUUCCACCCCUUAAAAAAUUCAGCUGUAAUACUCGCACUUCCCGAAAUGCUCAUAAGUUUACCCUUGAGCUCAAUUUCAGGUCUCAAGUAAAGAGAUUCUUUCUUAAACCGCACAUCGGGAAUGUAGAAUGCUUUGUUUCAGUCGUUUCCUCCUAUUGUGAUGUUCAGAACUUUAAGACUAAUAUGCAGCGGUAUUUCCUCUUAAAUCCUUCCCCAUUCUCCUAACGCUCGCGCUUUGUUUAAAUAUAAGCAUAGGGUACAAAAAAUAAAAAACACACAUGCAUCGCAUGCUCUGGCAAAAGUAUUGCUGCUUAAACCAUAAUUGAUUCUGAUAAUCCGAAUUUAUUCUGGCCAAGUUCUUCCCGUUUUCCGAGUGAUCCGGUUUAAACAUUAUAUCCGAAUUUAAUUUGGACAAUGUUACUGAAUUCGAAGUGGAUGGCAAAGACCUCGAUGAUGCCUUGGAGGACACUGCCGAAGAUGUACCCGUAAAAAUUGACUACAAUUUAUAUUGCAAGUUCUGGUCACUGCAGGACUUUUCCCGAAAUCCCAAUCAGUGCUAUAGUAAAGUACAAUGGAAAAUGUUUCAAACACAUGCAACAAAUGUGCUGGCAGCGUUUUCCAGUUUUGAAUUGGAAGAACCACGAACGAGUCCUUCAUCUAAAGAAGAAAACAAAGACAUGAUUUCACAGGAUAUUAAAAUGGAAGUUGACGAAACAGUCAGAAAGGCUGAGAAUUUCUUUGCAAAGUUUCUAACUAACCCAAAGCUAUUGGCCUUGCAAUUGUCAGACUCGAAUUUCAGGAGAUCAGUUUUGGUGCAGUUUCUCAUCCUUUUCCAGUAUCUUCAGUUGACUGUUAAAUUCAAAACAGAUUCCUACACCUUGACAUCAUCACAGUCGGAGUAUAUCAAAGAAACUGAAACUAAAGUUUAUAAACUUAUUGGAGAAACUCCACCGAAUGGCAAAAAGUUUGCCAAAACCGUUGAACACAUGCUGCAGCGUGAGGAAAUGUGGAAUAACUGGAAGAAUGAUGGAUGCAAGAAAUUUAAAAAGCCUGAUAUGAAUGAAGAAGUGUAAAAUACCACCAUCCAAACGACAGCGAAAAACUCGUGGUGACAGCAUAAAAGAAGCCAAUCGCCAAGGAAAGUUUUUCUUGGGAAAUGACGUAUUGACCAGACUGUGGAAUGUAUCGCCAGAUAAUUUGCAGGCUUGUAAGAGUGAAGACCGCAACUUCCUUCCACCGGUGGAUACAUACAUUGAAAAUCCUAGAGAAAAGAGUGAUCCGUCGUUUGAGUUGAGAGCUCUUCGUUUGUUAGCGAGACAAUCUCCGCAUUUCUUCACCUCUGUUAAAGCGCCCUCAUACAAAAUUGCCGAUUAUCUCGAGAGCGUUCGUAAAAAGAUUCAAAAAGAAAAGCACGAAAUCAAUAAAGUGGGUGGCCAGCCAGAAAAUACAGUUGAGAGUACUGUAGAAGUUCAAGAACAAGUUGCCUUCGAAACGCCGGAAGAAGCGGAACUUCUUAAAACCGAACCAUUGAUGGUACAAGAUGAUAAAAACACGCACAAGACAAUUACAGCCAGUAAAGAAAAUAUCGAAGAACUGGCGCUAAAAAUUGGAACUGAUUGGAAAAAACUUGGUAAAAAAUUAGGCUACACAGCAGAUGAGAUGCUUUACUUCGAAACAGAGAACCUGAACCCAAGUGAUGCUUGCAAGGCAAUGCUUACAAUUUGGUUUGAAAAUGACGAUGAUGCUAGUCUUGAUAAUUUGGCGUACAUUUUGGAAGGUUUGGAAAAGUAUGGAGCUGCAGAAGCUAUCAAAACUAUUAUAGAUCCUCCCAAUAAAAUGGAAGAUAUAUCCGAUUAAG
Molecule: messenger RNA, 2335 nt
Organism: Eupeodes corollae
Lineage: Eukaryota; Metazoa; Arthropoda; Insecta; Diptera; Syrphidae
Product: THO complex subunit 1-like
Exons: 1
Coding region: 1537-2334 (265 amino acids)
Biological process (GO): signal transduction; mRNA export from nucleus; regulation of DNA-templated transcription elongation
Cellular component (GO): THO complex part of transcription export complex
Molecular function (GO): protein binding
Source: RefSeq, a predicted model, not a curated record